Danio rerio (zebrafish) is the source of this 2959-nucleotide messenger RNA. RefSeq names its product ADAM metallopeptidase domain 9b (gene adam9b). Gene Ontology annotation, biological process: proteolysis. The record is from RefSeq and is marked predicted. Gene Ontology annotation, molecular function: metallopeptidase activity; metalloendopeptidase activity. Gene Ontology annotation, cellular component: membrane. Lineage: Eukaryota; Metazoa; Chordata; Actinopteri; Cypriniformes; Danionidae.
GUGCUCAGCUGCUCACCUGAGAUCCAGCAGCGUCAGUUCACAGAAACAUCAUGACGCGGCACGUUAACAUCUUCGUCCUUAUUCUCAUAAACUUCUCAAUUUGUCCAGUCCAGGCCAUAGAUCAGACCUCCUAUUUGAAGAAGUAUGAUGUGGUCAAACCUCAGCUGGUUCAGAUGCGUUGGAGGAGAUAUGCAGACCCCUCACACAAACAACCAGAGGAAAGACAUGCUGAUAUCAUCACAUACUCAGUCAGGAUUGAAGGCAGUGACCGAAUACUGCAUGUGACAAAGAACACAGACUUUUUAUCAAAGAACUUUGUCGUGAUUUCUCAUAAAACACCAAAGAAAGGGAAAGUGCAGCCUGAAAGAAUGGUGCAGUGUUACUAUCAAGGGCAUGUAGAGGGUUAUGAAGACUCUCUUGUUGCUCUUAGCACUUGUGAAGGCAUCAGAGGAGUCAUUAUCAUUGGGAAUAAAAGCUAUGGACUGGAACCAGUCUUGCACUCUAAAGCCAAUGAACACCUGCUCUUCCUGUUAGAGGACAGUCAUUCAGAGCCCUUUGUAUGUGGACUGGAAAAUGAAACGUCUCUCAGUGAGGACCACUCUCGUUAUGCUGACAUGUCCAUGUUUUUACGGAAAAAGCGAACCUUACCUCAGACUAAAUAUGUGGAGUUGGCAUUAGUAGUUGACCAAAAAAGGUUCAUCAUUAAGAACAGAAGUGUAAAUGCUGUGCGUGACGAAAUGGUUCAGUUGGCUAACUUGCUGGAUACGUACUUCAAACAGCUGAAUAUCCGAAUUGCCUUGAUUGGCCUGAAGAUCUUUGAUACGGGGAACCCUUUCAGUGUGGAGGGCAAUGCUGGAGACGUGUUGGGCAGGUUUGUGGACUGGAGAAAAACAACACUGUCACCUCAAAUCAGGAAUGACGCAGCUCAGCUCGUUGUAGGUCAAGGAGCUUAUCCCGGAGGUGUGCUCGGCAUGGCCUUCGUAGGGAGUGUAUGUUCUGCGAGUACUUCAGGAGCAAUCAGUGUGUUCAGUGACAACAAUCUGCAGUAUUAUUCUACGGUGGCUGCUCAUGAAUUGGGCCAUAAUUUGGGCAUGAGUCAUGACAGCAAUGGGUGUAGCUGUCAGUGCAUCAUGGCACCUUCUGCCAGUGGAUCAACUAAAUUCAGUGACUGCAGUGAUAAUGCCUUCGAGAGGUUGAUUCAGGGAGGGGGUGGAGCAUGUUUGAGGAACAUACCUGCUCAGGACAGCAUCAUAUCUGUGCCCAGAUGUGGGAAUGGAAUUCUGGAGAGUGGAGAGGAGUGUGACUGUGGCACACCACAGGAAUGCAAUACUACAUGCUGUAAUGCUGCCACAUGCACCUUCACUAAGGGCUCCACCUGCGCCGCAGGAAGUUGCUGUCAAAAGUGUCAGAUCAUUGUUGCCGGCACACCUUGCAGACCAUCCAUCAACCCCUGUGACCUGCCAGAGUACUGUGGUGGAGAGUCUCCAUAUUGUCCAUCAGAUUUCUACAUGAUGGACGGUCUCCCGUGUAACAAUAAUGCUGCCUACUGCUUUGAGGGCCGCUGCCAGACCUUUGAUUAUCAGUGCAAACAGAUUUUUGGCUCAGGAGCAACCAAAGCAGAUGAUAAGUGCUUUACCAAUGUUAAUACUUAUGGCAAUGCAUUUGGGAACUGUGGAUAUUCUGGGACAUUCCCGAAACCUUGUUCAGUACAAAAUGCUAUGUGUGGAAAACUUCAGUGCCUGUUCAACAGCAAUAACCCACCGCUAGGAGCAACAGUCAGUGUACAAAAAAUAGAGGGAGGCACAAUAACCUGCAUGAAUGCUGAUUUCAACAUGGGCCCUGAUGUGCCAGAUCCAGCCUAUGUCAAAACAGGCUCUGUCUGCGCUCCUGGAAAGCUUUGUGCGAACUUCACAUGUUUCAAUUCUUCCGUUAUGGAUCAGAGUCGGAAAUGUGAUGCCCAGAGAGACUGCAGCAGUAAUGGAGUGUGUAAUGAUCGAUAUCAUUGUCAUUGUAAUAAUGGCUGGGGUCCACCCAACUGUAACAAAGGAGGUAGAGGAGGCAGUAUUGACAGUGGCCCUGCUGAGAUUGAUUACUCCCUGAGAAAUGGACUGUUGAUCUUCUUUCUUCUGGUGGUGCCAAUUUUGGUGGUUUUAAUAAUCGUAUUACUGUACGUGUUCAAAAGAGACAGUCUCAAGCGCUUCCUGAAGGGCUGCCCUUCCAUACGGAAAAGGCCAACGAAUGCAGCAAAUGGUUCUUCGAACACACCGUCAAAUGUGCAAGCUAAUGGCAAUACAACAAGAGCAUCCGCUCCACAGUCGAUGACAGAAAUUCAAACAGCACACCAAUCACAGCCAACUGAUCCAAAGUAUCAACAGGAUACCACAGUAAACCAACCAAGACAAGGACCUGGAGUCCCCAAACCAAUCCCACCCAGACAGACCCAAGUACCAGUAUGAAGGAACAAACCUGCACAAUUAUUGCUCUUUUGUAUUGUACAUGUAUUGUAUUUUCACUUGACACACAAUUUAUUCUUUAAAUGAAAUUGUUGGCACACUUUCUAAAAUUGAAAACAGACCAAGGAUCAGUGCUGCUUAUAGUAAAAAAAUGUUUACAUGAAUUGUAAUUUUGUUUUCUACAUUAAGUGAUGAAUGCAUGACAUCUUAACACAGUGGUUGAUAAUAUUUAUUGUCUUUGGGGGAAGAAUUAAUCUCCCAUAGAUUAAGCUGCACUGUAAUCGUGUGAAUUCAGGGAUUUGAGCACAGUAAAUGUGUAAAUUCUGCCUGUUUUGUUACAUUUAGAAGAAAAGGUUCACUGUUUUCAUUCUUCUUUUUUCUGUUUGGUUUGCUAUUUUAAUACAAAUAUUUUCAUAUUAAAGUAACGUAAUUUUACUGAAAAUCUGUUUUAUAUGUACCAUAAAUGUCUAAAUGAAAAUAAUAAAGUAUAUUCUGUAUUUAAACUA